This is a messenger RNA of Cryptococcus amylolentus CBS 6039, 1683 nucleotides long. RefSeq lists its product as hypothetical. The record is from RefSeq and is a predicted model, not a curated record. Gene Ontology annotation, cellular component: membrane. The transcript is spliced from 4 exons. Bases 556 to 1497 code for a protein of 313 amino acids. Lineage: Eukaryota; Fungi; Basidiomycota; Tremellomycetes; Tremellales; Cryptococcaceae.
AUAUGUUAAUUAAUGUUGGGUUCGCGUACUAAUAGGCUUGAGUUUGACGCAAGAGGUCAAACAACUCGGCGUGCUCUUCCAGUGCCUCCUUUCCGUUCUUCCAACCAUCUCCAUCCACCCCAUUGUCCCCCCUGUCGCCACAAACCGCACAGACGAUACAACAUGGCGUGAGUGGGCCUGCACCAGGAGCUUGGCAACAGCACUGACGCAUGCACAUCCGCCAUAUUCUUUUCACACGUCAUUCUUAUAUAUGCCGACAUCCGCAUCCCAUCCACCUCUCCCGAUACCUUUCAAUCCUCUCUGCGGUCUUCCCAAUAAACGAGACAGUUCCUACUCGGGGUCUUUGUUGUCGAAGAGAAAACCAGAGCUCGUCGACAUUGCCGCUGCCUUGGGUAUCCCUACAGAUGACGUGCGGGUCUCCGACCUGGUCAAAAACAUCCAGUCUCAGCUGGACACUCGAGAGUCCACACUGGCUCAAGACCCGAUCUUCAAGGGCCUUUACUUCAAGAAACGCUCGUGAGAAGAUGCAAGGAUGCUACGGGCAGCCGCUCAUCUAUGACUUGUAGGAGCCACGGAAAUGGGAAUGGUAUAGGGAUAGGUACUCCUGAGAGGUCCCAUAGCCCUUCUAUGGCUACCCCUCACACGGAGAUAAAGCGCUCGGUGACAGGGAGCGCCAGAAAAGCUGGUGCCUCCAUCAACAAGGCUCUGGACCGUGUGCAAGAGCUUGUAGAUGCCGCAAACGUACCCCUUCCGGAAAGCCCGUUAUCUUUGUCAAAGGUGGCUGGAGCUGCUCACUCUGCGAACGAGUCUAUCUCUCAUGCUCUGGUCCCUGCCGGAGCCACAAGCGAUAUCAAGACUCAAGUGGCGCAGCUCGUCAACUACGUCGCACAACUAGGUACCAAGGGCAAGAACGAGGUCAACGUUGCCAUCCGACAUGCCCAGGAACUCCUGUCCGUGCCCGAGGUUCUCGCCGGUGCAGGUGUUGGGAUCGAGUUUCUCUUCCUCAUCACCCACGUGCUUCAGUUCUAUGACUACACUUACAUAUUUCCGCCUCCAUCUGGUGAAAAGGGGGCCAUUUCGAGCCUUCUUCAGGCGCUGUUCUUCUGGUCCCCUUCUUUCACCUGGACUCUCAGGCUGCCGGAGGGGGGUGGCCUCCUCAGCAGCUAUGUCUGGGGAGCUGUGGCUUGGUGGGCAUGUUCGACCAUUUUGCCGCCCUUCAUCUUGUCCACUGUGGUGUCAUUUGUCCCUCAGAAAGGCAUUCACCGCCACGGGAGCCCACACACUCGUUACUCGGACGCCCACCAGCCUAGAGCGACCCCCGACUAUUUGGUGUUUGUUCUGUCCCGGCUCGCCAUUCUUCUCCUCCCCCUCACAAACGCUGCCCCUACCGCUUUGGUCGAUGCUUUGGAGAUGUCUGGUAACCUCCAGGGCCGAGCCCUUGGUGCGGGCUUCUUGUCUGCUCUGAUUUUGGCCCACAGAAUCCGAAGUGCCGCUUGAUUGCUGUAACAGUUUCAUUUAGACAGCUUGACUGAAUUUUUUUGCCAAAGCUUUGCGGCUGUUUGCUAUAUGCCUAGUGCGCAACCUGGAGCUCAGCUUUUCCUUUUGUUGUUUCCGCCCAUUGAAGAUUUACUAGUACAUAUAUGACGAAGAAUUCUUGUAGCAGCACUCGAUGCAGCCGUAUAG